AGAGCCGACUGAGAUAAUGUUUUCUUUCGAGAAGAAAGUAUAAUCGUACUUCCUAAGUAAACAAAAAAAAAAAGAAUAAGCGAUAAUUGAACUUGGGGUAAUCAAGGAAAAAUUUGGGAAUGCAUCACAGUACUGUUUUGCUAUCAGCCGUGCAUGCACACUUGCCUCUCAAGUUGAAAUAACUCUUAGCUUUUUACUUUAGUUUUCGAAAAAUUUUCGAAUAAGACAGUGAAAAUUGAUUUGCGCAUUAGAGAAAGAUGGACGCGACCACAAGACCAUCUGAAUCGACGAAUAUUAAAAUAAGCACAACGGUUAACGAUACGGCUACUUUAGUUUGGCAGGAUUUGACCAUCAGCAGCCAAACGCAGAACAGUGGAACUACAAUUGUGCACAAUGUGAGCGGGUCACUGCUUCCGGGAAGUUUAGUGGCACUAAUGGGGCCCAGUGGAGCUGGAAAAAGUACUCUGAUGGCAGCAUUGGCACAUCGAAGUUCAGCUGAUAUCACAACGAUAGGCGAAAUACGACUAAACGGAAUACGAACCGGUUCAUUCAUGUACAACAUAAGUGGUUUCAUCUACCAGGAUGAACUGUUCUGCGGAGCGCUAACCGUCGGUGAACACAUGCAUUUAAUGGCCAGUCUGAAAUUGGGACCCACCCUGCCAACUUUCAACAAAAACCGUCUCAUCAACGACCUGCUAACACAAACUAAUUUGCUAGAGUGCUACCACACACAAAUUGGAGGAGACGGUGAACGAAAAACCAUUUCCGGUGGCGAGAAGAAACGCCUCGCAUUCGCAGUGGAGCUUCUCUCCAGACCGAAGAUACUGUUUUGUGAUGAACCUACCACAGGACUAGACUCGUACAGUGCCGGUCAGGUAGUGCAAAUGAUGCGGGGCUUGACACGAUCCGGAACUUCGGUCUUGUGCACCAUUCACCAACCGUCGGACGAGUUGUUCUACAUGUUUGAUAACGUGCUGCUGCUCACUAACGGAAGAACAGCAUUUAUGGGUAAACCUCACGAAGCAAUUGGGUUUUUCGAUUUGUUAAACAUAAAAAGGCCCUUCAACUGCGCAACGGCCGAGUUUCUAAUUGAUUGCCUUUCGACGCGCAGGAACAUAUCAGAUCGGAUCAAGCCUGAUGAAAUAUGUGACCAAUACGAAAAGAGUGAUAUCUACUAUAAACAGAAGUUGAUCAUAAGCUCAAAAACUGUGCUGUCGAAUUAUGCUAAUAUAAACGCUUUGGGACAAAAUGAGUUGAUCCUGAAGCGAAACUGGUUCUAUACAUUGAACUGUUUAAUCAAACGAAACUUUCUUCACGCUCAUCGCAAUCCUCAGUUACAGUACAUGAAACUGGCACAACGAAUCGUCAUCGCAGUUUUAGUUGGGCUCUGUUUUUCUGACACAAUCGACCUCAGUCAAGUUGGAGCUCAAGCCGUACAGGGAAUAAUUUUCCUAAUUGUUUCGGAGAAUACCUUCUUACCAAUGUAUGCCGUUUUGUCAGUAUUUCCGGACUCGUUUCCAUUAUUCCUACGUGAACGUAAAGCCAACUUGUAUGGAACGGGCCAAUUCUAUAUUGCCCAGAUUAUAGCAAUGAUGCCGUUUGUUCUGCUGGAGUCUACAUUGUUCAUACUGAUAGUGUACUUCUUGGCACAUCUUCGACCAACCAUGCUAGGAUUGAUGUGCACUGUUUCAGUUUCUGUUCUGGUGAUGAACGUCUCUAUGGCGUGUGGAUGUUUCUUCUCUACUAUGUUUUCCUCAGUUCCGAUGGCUAUGUCGUACCUAGUACCAUUUGAUUACGUUCUCAUGAUAACUUCCGGAAUAUUCAUUCGAAUAUGGACGAUAUCGAAGGCUCUCCGUUGGCUGCCGUUUAUAUCGUGGAUGAUGUUUGCAAGUGAAGCCAUCUCAAUCGCUCAAUGGGAUGGAAUAGAAUAUUUGGAUUGUGAGGACAUUCCGGAUAAGGCUUGUCUACACGACGGAGACGACGUCCUGCAACAAUACUCUUUCGGUAGCAGUCAUUUGGCCUUGGACUUUAUCGCUCUCAUAGCUCAGUAUUUUCUUUAUCACGGCUUAGCGCUGUUAUUUUUGCAAAGGCGAGCAUCAAAAAGUUGAUUAGAAUAAAUGUAAAAUAAAAUAAUUUUUGCCGUUCACGUACAGCAAAGUUUUCCUCAUUCCUCAUGGAAUGUACU
This is a messenger RNA of Armigeres subalbatus, 2185 nucleotides long. Its product is annotated as protein scarlet-like. The transcript has 6 exons. Lineage: Eukaryota; Metazoa; Arthropoda; Insecta; Diptera; Culicidae. Gene Ontology annotation, cellular component: cytoplasmic vesicle membrane; plasma membrane. Gene Ontology annotation, biological process: transmembrane transport. Bases 258 to 2108 code for a protein of 616 amino acids. Gene Ontology annotation, molecular function: ATP binding; ABC-type transporter activity; ATP hydrolysis activity. The record is from RefSeq and is a predicted model, not a curated record.